Dalotia coriaria is the source of this 1641-nucleotide messenger RNA. RefSeq names its product UBX domain-containing protein 4-like. The record is from RefSeq and is a predicted model, not a curated record. Gene Ontology annotation, cellular component: endoplasmic reticulum. NCBI's taxonomy places the organism in Eukaryota, Metazoa, Arthropoda, Insecta, Coleoptera, Staphylinidae. The coding region runs from base 157 to 1413 and encodes 418 amino acids. The transcript has 4 exons. Gene Ontology annotation, molecular function: protein binding.
UUGACGGUGGCCAAGUCAAAUUACUUGCAUAGGUUACUCGGCUAUUUCGACUUGUCAUUCUUUGUGGGCAAAUAAUUACGUGUAUCAAUAGCAAUUUUAAUAAAUUUCAUUCAUUAUUGCCACCAAUUGUCUUGUAAUUUACUUCAACUCGUUAAAAUGGAGUGGUAUCAAGGAGGUAUCGCCGAGGCUGUGACAGAAUCCCGCAAGAAUGGAUCAAUCUUUGUUGUAUACAUAGAAGGCAAAGAUGAUCAAAGCAAGCAAGUGACUUCGACGAUUAACGCACCACAAGUUGCAAAAAUGUUAAACAGCUCUAAUUUUGUUGCAAUACUUGUUGAAAAGGAUAGUGUCACACAUCAGCAAUUUUCUGAGAUUUAUAAACAAACAACAGCACCAUCAAUUUACUUCAUUGGCAAGACAGGUGCACCUCUAGAGAUAAUCACAGAUGCAUCACUAACACCAACAGAUAUGGCUAAGAAAAUAAAUCAGAUUCUGGUUAAGAAUGGUGGGCAACCAAUGGUCCCAAUGGAGCUUGAAGAUGAAGAGAAGAAAGAAACUUCAUCAUUCACUCCAGCACCAGCACCAACACCUGCACAAGAACAACCACCAAAUGAACCCCUACAAGUAGCACCUUCAACAUCAGACAACCAGAUCUCAAUAGAAGAGAAACUUCGCCUCGCUCAAGAAUUGAUCGCUAAGAAACGUCAAGAAAAGCAAGAAGAAGAAAAAGAAAAGGAGCGCAACAAAGAAAUUGAGCGUCGCCAGUUAGGCAAAGAUGUCCAGAAAAUGAAGCGCUGGCAGCAGGAUCAAGACAUCAAGAACCUAAUGGAUGAACGUCAGAAGGAACGCCGCGAAGAUCAAGAAGCUCGCGAACGCGUCCGCCGUCAAAUCGAAGAAGACAAGCGAGAAAAAGCAGCCCGUAUGAAUAACACCCAACCACAAGCGACUCCCAAGGAAGCACCCAGAAUGCCUGUUCGCGCAGUAAACAGUGAUACAGCACGGCUGCAGUUCCGCCUUCCGGACGGGUCACAAAUCACACACGAUUUCAAAAGCUCCGCUUGUCUGCAGGAAGUGAUCGAUUAUUUGCAAUUACACGAAAACCAGCGCGAUUUUAUCUUGUCGACCACAUUCCCCAAGCGUGAGUUUACCGUCAACGACGCGAGUCAGAACUUGAUGGACUUGCAAUUGGUGCCUAAUGCGGCAGUGCUUGUACUGCCAAGCGUAAGACGCACUACUGUCGCGAAUAGUAAUUCAUCAGGUGGACUCUCUGGCAUGUUCUGGUAUGUUCUUGCGCCGAUUUUAAACUUUUUGGAAUACUUGAAGAGUUUCGUUUGGGGCGCGGCUCCAAGACCACCGACGACGAAUGAGAACAAGCGACCGAACACAGAUACGGAUCCACCUGCUGCAGGAAGGUAGUUCGAAGAAACGAUAUUCUGGAGAGACAACUGUAAAGAAGCAGGGGAAUAUCCACCGACUACAUGAGCAUGAUAGCGACGAAGAUAACAACACGUGGAAUGGCAACUCGACGCAGCAAAUGUAGAUUAAUUAUAUUGAUUGAAUUAUGGCUUUGAAUUUAUAAAUUAUGAAUAUAUUCGAGACUUAUAGAGGGAAUUGUGUGAAAUUUUAAUAAAUCAAUAAUCACGA